This is a messenger RNA of Parastagonospora nodorum SN15, 583 nucleotides long. RefSeq lists its product as hypothetical. NCBI's taxonomy places the organism in Eukaryota, Fungi, Ascomycota, Dothideomycetes, Pleosporales, Phaeosphaeriaceae. Bases 16 to 537 code for a protein of 173 amino acids. The transcript has 3 exons. The record is from RefSeq and is a predicted model, not a curated record.
GCACACAACAAAAGGAUGUCUGAAUCAUUGGCCGCAUUUCGCUCCCACAGGAGCAACGAUCUCAAGCAGCUAGCCGAAGAACAUCUACAACAUGAGGCAGUCUUAACCCAACAAGAUCGUGACUUGCUGAAGAGCGCAGGCGGCAAGGUUUCUACACACGCGGGUAUCGCCUCCCUUGCUGGACUCGGCCUCGGUGUCUACUUUGCCUUCCGACUUCGCGCAAUGCGUCUCGCAUACUUCAACGCCUUCAGGGCAAUGGAGAAGCCCGUGGAAGUUCGAUUUGCAGAUGGCCGUACAGGUCCUUCUCGAUGGGGCGAUGCCGCAACUUACUUCCUCUUCUCCGUUAGUGGUCUCUUCUUGGGUGGUGAGAUCGGUCUUUUGACAGGAACUGCAUCUGCAUCGCGGACUAUCACGAAGGAUCCUGAAGCAAAGGCCAGAAUCGAAAAGGCUUUUAAGAACUACAGGAUAGACGUGUUGAAGCGCGAGAUUGACCAGCUUCAAGGAAAGAGCAAGUUUGAGGAGUUCUUCAGCGGCUAAUUUUGUGGGUUUGUUACGAACAUGAAUAAUUGUGGAUUCUGGAGGC